AUGAUUCUCAAAGAAGUCGCUCGCGAGCUGAACCUCAGUGAAGCGUCCUUUCAUCGCAGCAACGAUGACCAUUUCUUCUACCACCCUGUUGAGGUCAUUGCCCUUAUCGAAAACGAAUACUAUGGUGAAGUGCCAAAGGAAGACGACUGGCUAGACGACUUUCACGGCACUGUCGAGCACCAACGUUGCCUCCAGUCGCUUCAAGUGUCUUUGUGGUCGCGCCUCCAGGAUGCGGGUGUCGAGACUGCUGAUCCUGGCGCAUGGAAGGAUGCAUUCGCGAUCGGGGAGCACAGUGCAGUCUUUGCAGUACUACUUACCAUGCUAUCAAACCUCAAGUACCUUGAACUGGAGGACGCUGCACUUACAUACUGCGAAUGGCUUGAUCCUGUCUGGAAGCGCGCCCGCUCUAAUUUGGAAGUGCUUGGGAAACUCGAAUCAGUGGGCGUCUUUCAUGAUGACAGUGAAUACGCAGAGCAUCCGGAGCUCCUCAACUACCUCUGCCUCGUGCCUUCGCUCAAGCGAUUCAAGAGCUGGAUGUUCGGAGACUUCGAUUGCAAGGCACCAGAGCGCGUGGAAGGUUGUACGUCAAAUCUAGAGUUCGUCGAAAUGGGCUAUUGCUGCAAUGGUCCCGAAGCCAUGCAAACACUGCUUAAGCCAAUGGUCAAACUCAAGCGUCUGGAUUUGAUGAACUAUGAUCACGAAUGGAUUCAUUCUGGCGUCGAAACUCUGAAGGAGUACCGCGAAAAGAUCCAACAGCUUUGUGGGCCAAUGUGGGAGGAGAGAGGUAUGAAAUGGAAAGUGGGUGUCUUCAACAACGGCUUCGAAGCCUGCUGUGGCGCGUCAUUUUCCGGCGAGCACGGCAUGAUGAUCAGAUCUGCAGAACUUGCGCACGAGCUCGAUCAAAUGGACGACAAGCGACCUGUUAAGACUCGAAUGACUGAGCAGCGGGCGCCACUUUUCGCGAUUGACCAAGGAACUGUCACAACGAUAGUCAACUAUGUCGGCGUUGCUCCGCAUACCACAGGCUGA
This is a messenger RNA of Cyphellophora attinorum, 1029 nucleotides long. RefSeq lists its product as uncharacterized. The coding region runs from base 1 to 1029 and encodes 342 amino acids. Lineage: Eukaryota; Fungi; Ascomycota; Eurotiomycetes; Chaetothyriales; Cyphellophoraceae. The transcript is spliced from 2 exons. The record is from RefSeq and is a predicted model, not a curated record.